Messenger RNA from Penicillium maclennaniae, 1266 nucleotides. Its product is annotated as putative nucleoside hydrolase. Gene Ontology annotation, cellular component: cytosol. Gene Ontology annotation, biological process: purine nucleoside catabolic process. Bases 1 to 1266 code for a protein of 421 amino acids. Gene Ontology annotation, molecular function: purine nucleosidase activity. The transcript is spliced from 6 exons. Lineage: Eukaryota; Fungi; Ascomycota; Eurotiomycetes; Eurotiales; Aspergillaceae. The record is from RefSeq and is a predicted model, not a curated record.
AUGGCAAACAAGAUCAUUCUUGAUACCGACCCCGGUAUCGAUGACAUCCUUGCUCUUCUCCUGGCCUUGUCCGCCAAGCCGGAGGAGGUCGAACUCUUGCUCGUCUCGUUGACUUUUGGCAACAUCGAGGUCAAAAACUGUCUGCGCAAUGCAGUUUCCAUGUUCCAUAUCUUGGAGCGCGAGAUCGAGUGGCGUCGCCAGAACGGUCGUCCUGAAGGCUUCGGCGCCCUCCGUGCUUGCCGGCCAGUUGUUGCUGUAGGCGCCGAAGAUCCUCUAGAGGACCAGAAAAUGUUGGCUGAUUACUUCCAUGGCACUGACGGCCUCGGAGGCAUUCACGCCAGCCACCCGCAUCUUACACCUAGCCAAGCUUGGGAGCAUCUGUUCGACCCAGCCACUGAUCCCGAUGGUAUCGAGAGUGUCCAGACGGGGACCAGCCCUCAAUUGUUCAUUCCUUCGAAGCUUCCUGCCCACAAGGAGAUCCUUCGGGUACUGCGCGAGAACGACCCAGAUACCGUGACUCUGGUGGCCGUCGGACCCCUUACAAACCUGGCGCUGGCAUCUGCAGAAGACCCUGAGGCUUUUCUCCGCGUGAAGGAAGUGGUCGUCAUGGGCGGCACUAUCUACCAGCCCGGUAACGUCACUCCAGUCGGCGAGUUCAAUGCAUAUGCAGAUGCCUUUGCCGCUGCCCGGGUGUUCGCCCUCACAUCACCCAACCCCAACUCCACUCUGCCACCCACUCAGAGCCCUGUGCUCCCACCGUACCCUAAGAAGCUGAGUCGCCAAUUGACUCUGCGGCUGUUCCCGCUAGAUAUUACCCUGCGUCACAAUAUCUCUAGAGGCGAGUUCCGCAAGGCCGUGACCCCACUGCUUGAGUCUGGCUCUCCGCUGGCUGAAUGGGUCGAUGCCUUCAUGGGCCACACUUUCCGUACCUUGGAGAGACUUCAUCGUGGCCACGUUGGUGAUGACGCUCAGCUGAGUCUUCACGACCCCGUCUGUGUUUGGUAUGCCCUGACAUCCACGGACCCCAAGUGGGCUGCCUCGUCUACUUCGCCCGAAGAUAUUCGUGUCGAGACGACGGGUCAAUGGACUCGUGGUAUGUGUGUGAUUGAUCGUCGCAAUCGCCACAAGAUUGACGGUGAUGAGGAGAGCUCGAGUGAUCACGGCCUUUGGCUGAGUGCCAGGGCCGGCAAUCGUAUCUUGCGCAUGGAUGAGUCACCUGCCGAGAAGAAUUUUGGUCAGAUCAUGAUGCAGAGAUUGUUUUCUUGA